This is a messenger RNA of Coccidioides immitis RS, 4421 nucleotides long. RefSeq lists its product as uncharacterized. The coding region runs from base 435 to 3824 and encodes 1129 amino acids. The record is from RefSeq and is a predicted model, not a curated record. Gene Ontology annotation, molecular function: metal ion binding. The transcript is spliced from 10 exons. Lineage: Eukaryota; Fungi; Ascomycota; Eurotiomycetes; Onygenales; Onygenaceae.
AUUAAGCCCUCCAAUACUGCAACAACUGUGCGUGGUGGCGGUUUUGUCAAGAGAGGCACACAGAGAGAGGGAGACAGACAUCAAGUUCCUGGUCUGGAAUUGUGGCUGCAGCCUGCUUAGAGACACGACGUCCACCCCCUAACCCCACGCACCGACCAGGGUUCGCCCGUCUGGCUCUUCUCUGCGGUGCUCCCUUCAUUUUUGCCCCUGUUUUUGCUUUUUAAGGCGCAGCGUCGUUCUCGCCCGCCCAGCCCGGUUUCAGGCAGCCAGCCAAGCACGGCGAUCACAUGCUCGGCGCGGAUUCGCCCGCAGCUCCCAACCGCUAGUCCCGAUCCGACUAGCCUAUCAUUAUUCGGCAAAUCUUUUAUCCGUGUAGUCUCGAGCACGUGACCACGACGCUCUCCGCCCGGCAGAAUCGUCCGCAAAACGACGCGAUGGACGCCGCGACCGACUCAAACCCUCAACCGCCGGUCGAACCGCCAGCACCCUCGUUCUCAACCGACUACUGGAAUAGCGUGAACUCCAUAUACCCGUCCAAUCAGCCCCACGACCAGCCUUUUGGCAUCGGGUGGGAUCACCCCGUUUUCCAGCAACAUGACUCGCAUCCACAUCCGCAUUCCCACCCGCACCCACACCCUCAGUCGCAGACGCCCGACCUGUAUGCUCAUCCUCAGCACGCAUGGCACCAACCUCCGAUCCAGCAGGGCGUGGUUACCGAGCCACAGCAGAACUUCGAACUUCAGAGCCACUUUCGAAUGACCUAUCAGCAGCCACCUCAGCAAUCCCCCCCUCCGUCCUACGAUAAUCCACCACAACCCAACCCGGCAUAUCCAACGUACUCCUUCGAACCAGCUCCCUAUUACCAGAACUCUCUCCCGGCCCAUAACACAUCGUUUGCACAAUCUCAGGUGGAUCUGCAAAGGGCGACUCUACAAAGUGUCCCAGACAAUUCUCUUGAAAGCCACCCCGCCCCUUAUGCCGCUCCUCCACCUCUACAACCGAAUAUCCAGCCGCGACCGGUUGCGUUCGCCUCCACAUAUCCGACCCCUAGCUAUCACAGUACCAUUGAUCCUCAGUUUCUUACAGCUACCCGACAUUCCAUGCUUCAGCCUGACCAGGGCCAGAGAAAUGUCUUCGUUGUCAACCCGGCAGAUCUUGAACGCACUAAUACUACGAGAAAUGUCCAGGUUCGGAACGGCAGCGUGGCCAAAUCCACUGUCCUCUCAUCCCAACAAGCAAACCUCAUCCAACCGCAGCUGAUUAAAAAUGGAAUCCCGGCGAUUCCCAAGCCAAUUCAACCACGUAAGAAAAAAGAACCUGUGGCCAAGGCGAAGGCCCCCGCAAAAAAGGAUCAGGUCAAAAUAGUAAAGCAGGAUGGCGAUCGCAUCUCCGACAGCGACACCUCAUCAGAUUCUGAGACGGAAGGACCGCCGGAGCAGUCGCCUCUUCCUCUAUCGCGACCUACCGACCUCGAUGGUGGCGUCAAAUAUGACGCAAUGAAAAUUGUCUGGUUUCCGAGGAACCGACAGCCAUCAGCUCCCGCUAUACGAAACGCGAUGGUUUUAUUCUCAGACCUAGUAAAAGGUGUACGCGACGUUUGGAAGUCUCGGAGUGAGGCUCUCAAAGCUGCAGAAAAUCAAAAUCAAGAGGAUAAGAUCCCGGCAAUCAAAAGAGAGGUCAUCAUGCAGCGACGAUUGCUGGAUAUCAUCAUCAACACCACUCUUGUCAACGGCCACCCUUCUUAUGUUCAAAGAUUCGGUGAACAUCCAAUUAUCGUCUCCGCAUUUUAUUCUUUUCUUUUGGACCGUCACACCGCUGCCGAUAGCGAUGGUGCAUUAACGGUCAAUAUACUCAAGUUGAUGACCAAAUUCAUAACAAUGGAUCAAGCUAUGCUUGAAAAGACCAAAAACGAUAAGAUUCUCUCCCGGUUUGUCAAAAAGGGCGGCGAGACCAUUAAGAAGCUCGCACAAGCCGUCCUCGAGAAUGCAGCUCUGGCGACAAAGAAUAAAUCCGAGUCGGCCAAGGCUGCUACAAAAGAAAAUACAACACAGGUUAAGAAAGAAUUAUCCGAGGUCCCUUAUCCUCACGCCCUAAAUCGAAACCCUGGCCAGCCCAAUGCCAAGAAACGAGCUCGAGAGCCUGAAGGUAGCAAUGGCCCAGCACCAAAACGAGUAGUCUCACCACCAAAUGCAAAGACAGUUUCAAGGCCUUUGGCAGCCAGUGCAACCACCACACAGCGUGGCAUUGCCUCUGGUAGUGACAAUAAACCGGCGUCACAAAAUGCAACCCAGCCUAUCAAACCCAAGGCAAACAUCGUUACCCCUAAACCGACUCCGAGCCUCUUCAGCAGUUUAAUGUCCGCCUCGAAGAAACCGGGAACGUCUAAUGCCGCCCGUGCUGCCGCUGCCGCCGCUGCUGCUAAAGAAAAAGCAAAAACUGAACAAGAAACACCACGCCCUCCGCCGAGGCCAGCCUUCUCGUUUGCAGAAACGUUGGCUGAUUUGAGCAAGCCUAAAGAGAUCACUUCGGCAAAACCAGUCGAGGAGUUGCCACCAGAGACGGAAGAAGAGAAGGCCAAGAGGCUCAGAAAGGAGGAAAGGCGUAAACUUCGAGUCUCUUGGAAGCCUGAUGAUAGUCUAGUCGAAGUUCGGUUGUUCACUCAUGAUCCAGAAGAGGAAAUCGGCCGAGAUGACAGUGCCAAGCGCGAUGUUAGUGACCUUGCUGGAGAAGGUCGAACACUCAAAAUGCAUCGCGGUCUGGACGAUUUGGACGAGGAUGAUGAUGACGACGACAUGCUGGCUUACCGUUGUCCUUCAGAAAUAGAUUUUACCGACCUUGAGGCCAGCGAUCGCGAAAGGAAUUUUGUCAAGACUGGCGGCGAAAAGGCACCGAAGAGUCCUGCGAAGGAAGACCAGGACCAGAGAGAGGUCAACACUCUAAGCGUAUUCUAUACAUCUCCUGAGGAUGUCCCUGUCUCUCCCAAAGAACCACCAACCCCUGAAAAGGACGAAGAAGCCUAUGAGCCUGAAGAUGACUUUGGACAGCCCAGCGAUCAGGUCAAGGCGCGAUCCGCGAAAUACUUUGCUGCCAUGGCUGCCAUGGCCGCCAAAGCGACUGGUGCUAGAACUCCUGGUGCUGGCGUCGCACCACAAUCGGCGCCGCCAGUUCCAGCAGCUCCUCCAGCUCCACAGGUCCAGCCUUCGGCACAAAUGGAUAUCUCUUCGUUGCUCAAAGUCCUACAACACAAUCAAUUACCCCCAGUUCAACCCCAGCAACAGCAGCCCGCACCGCAAUCCAACAUGUCUGACCUCGAAAGAAUUUUUAAUCAAUUUCGCGAGACGAACCAAGCCCCCGUGCAACAACAACAACAACAACCGCCAGCCGCGCCGGUGGCUACUCAAGGCCUCGAUUGGCAGAAGCUGCUAAAUGUCAUGGCGCUUCAGAAACAAAUGCAACCAGCUCCGACCUUUCCGCAAGUGCAGGCCACCCAAGGCCCUGAUUUGGCUGCCAUCUUAGCUCAGUUGAACCCAGGCACGCAGCAAGGACAGCAGAAGCAACAGCAGCAGAUGGCCCAGUCGUUUGACUUUAGCCAACAGGUUGCAACUCCUUACGAAAAUCCAGAGCGGAAGCGCUACCGUGAGGCCGCGGAAACCGAGGAUGCAGAUGAUAAUGGCUACGGAUAUAAUAAGCGUUCCAGGGCGAACGGCGAUUCCGGAAAGUCUAAAAAACAUCCUAAAGCAGGUUUAGUUCCCUGCCGUUACUGGAAAGAAGGCAAAUGCCUGAAAGGUUCAGACUGUACCUUUAGACAUGAUCCUCUCGAUUAAGUCAUCAUACCCGCCAAACUUGCAUUGCAUCUAUCUACAUUUUUAUCUGUUCGAAGCAUUUCGAUACCCCUCCCGCAUUUCAUUCUUGCUUGGCGUCUAGUUCUGCAUACAAUCAUAUACAUGGAUGGAUAGGAUGGGCGUGUCUUUUAGUUUUAUGGUGGCGAAACAGCAGGAGAGACAGGCUUUGCGCUUAAUAUGGUGUUGUAUCUUACCGGGAUCUGGUGGCAUUUCUUUUUGCGGUGUAAUGUCUUACUGUUGCUCACUUCCUGACACGCUAGAGAUGUGCUUGGAGUUGUUGGGUUUGAGUGUCUUUUUCUGUUUAUGUUAACUGUGAUGUAUUCACUCCUCUGCGCGUUUAUAAGUCCUCGGAUCUUCUCCGUUCAUCCUCUGCCGAUGUCUGCCUACUACACAUGGUCAAGUAGGGAGGUGUUUUUUCUUUUCAAUGAUCAUAAAUCAGUGUGAUAGUCCUGGUCUCCACUGCUAUUGUAUUGUACCACAUUGUGUCAUCAAAUCCCAUGCCCAUUUGUUGCUUCACAGUUUCUGUGCGUGCCGCUUGUAGGUAGUCACUUGUUAACAAGGAGCCCAGUGGUUGGCUAA